This is a messenger RNA of Trichoderma atroviride IMI 206040, 1588 nucleotides long. RefSeq lists its product as uncharacterized. The record is from RefSeq and is a predicted model, not a curated record. Gene Ontology annotation, molecular function: glycosyltransferase activity. Lineage: Eukaryota; Fungi; Ascomycota; Sordariomycetes; Hypocreales; Hypocreaceae. Gene Ontology annotation, cellular component: membrane.
AUUCGAUUCCUGUCGCUCGUUAGCAUCGAUAUCUCGUCUAUCAUGGUGGACAAGUAUAUUGCCGGCCUGCGGGCCCUGCUGGCUCGCCGCGUCGUGACCAUUGUGGCCAUGGCCGCUGUGCUGGCCAGCGUCAUUGUCAUUCUCGUCCGGAUCGGCCCCCCGGCGCAUCUCGACAACCUGAAGCUGCCAGACAUGAAGCUUCCCGAUCUCGACAUGUCGAAAAUCCCGGGUCUGGGACACGAAAAGGUCCACUAUGGACAUUGCGACCCCAAGAACUAUACCGACAUCAUCAAGGAGUGGAAGACGACGCGGGAGAAAUAUGACAAACUGAUGGGAGACAAGUUCACAAUUGCAAUGCAGACCUAUAAGCGACCCAAGGAGCUGGACGACACGCUACGCGUCCUCUUGGCCGAGAAGAUCCCCUCGCUGCACGAGAUUGUCAUUAUCUGGAACGACCUCGAGGAGAAGCCCCCGGGCAAUUUCAAGUCGGAAAAGGGCGUCCCUGUACGAUACAGGGUGUCGCAGCGCAACAGUCUGAACAUGAAGCUGCUGCCGGAUGCGGACUUCAAGACCAGGGCGGUUCUGCUUUCGGACGACGACGUAUACUAUAAGCCCGGGGACCUCGAGUUCGCCUUUCAGAGCUGGCGCAAGUUUGGUCAGAACCGAUUGACCGGAGCCAUGCCCCGUUGCGCUACCGCGGACGCCGAAGACCAAUGGAAAUAUGGCUUCUGCUCCAAGGAUGCGAAUCAGGACGUUUACUCCAUGAUUAUAACAAACUUGUGCUUCUCGCACAUGUCGUUCCUCGACUUUUACUCUUCCAAUAACACCGUCAUGGAAAAGGUCCGUAAAUAUGUCGAUGAUCACUUCAACUGCGAAGACAUUGCUCUCAAUUAUGUCGCCUCGUAUCUUACCGGCACGGGGCCUCUUCUCGUCACCGGUCGCGAUAGGUAUGUCAGCUACGAGCCUGCCGUGGGCAUCAGCAAGAAGCCUGGCCACCUGGAGGCCCGUACCAAAUGCUUAAACGACCUGACGGCGCUGUUUGGCUGCAUGCCUCUUGUCAACGAGACGGCUCAUAUCCAGCGUGGCGUUGUUGUCUUGUAAAAUUUCUAUGAAUGGGGUGGGACAUUGGCGUUUAUAAGAACAAACCCUCAGCCUGCCCAGGCUCAAGGGAUUGGUGGGUUUUGUCUCGGGUGGAGUUGCUUGCGAAUACACGCCGGUCAGUCAGACGCUUAAUUAAUGUCUUGGACGGGGAUGGACGGGUAAAACGGCGUCGAUCUCUUGGCGCAGGGAGCCUUGUGAUGGAAUAGAAUGGCGCGGCCUGCCAGUUUUGUGUAUACAUAGAGCCAGAUCAUGGGGGAGUUUUCCUGUUAUCCUAUAUAUCUACGUUUGGUCUUGGUUAGCGAUGGAUGAAAUAAGAACUGCUCAUUUCUCGUGGUUUAUAGUUCAAGUGGCUCUGCUUUGCUCGGAGACUCGACUUAUAGUAGUUGAGCAAAAUGAUGAGCGCUCAUGCGGAGGCUUUUGGAAUUAUAUAUCUUAAUUUAGCAACUGUUUUUUAGAAACAAAUAGGCCAUUCUCAUACCAUUUCUAG